GGGAGUCGAAAUACGGCGCUGCUGACGUCACUGCUCCAUGGGAUCAGCAGCAGCGGCGGCGGCGGCGGCAGAUCAACGGCUGGAGAGAAAAAAAAACUUACGGCGGCGGGAUUAACCGAGAAAACAAGGACUGAUGGGAAAAACAAAACGUCAUGAAAGAUUGUGACACUGAGGGGGAUGAAAAGGAAGAAAUCUGUAAUGAAAACGAGGAGGAGGUUCCAAUGAGGCGAAGUUUCUCGGUUGAAGACCUGCUCGAUGAGGUGGAGAAGAUCUGUUACGAUGCCUCAGGGUCGUCUAAGGUGGAGAUGGUGGUACGACUGUGGAAAGACGGCUUCACUGUAAACGAUGGAGAGUUUCGCAGCUACACGGUGCCAGAAAACCAGGACUUUUUGGAUGCCAUUAAAAGGGGGGAGCUUCCAUCCGAGUGGGAGAGCAGAGCGGAGGAAGAGGAGCUAGAAAUCAGCGUGGAAGAUUUAACUGAAGAACCAUAUGUCCCCAAAAAGAAAACAUUUCACCCAUUCAGCGGACGUGGAUACCGUCUGGGCAGCGUUGCGCCCAGAGUAGUGGCCAGGUCACCAUCUGUGCACGAGGAUGGGGAAUCUGCUCCUAUUCCCAUGGUAACACUAGACCACGCCCUGCCCGUUACCUCGCUGCAGAUUUGGUUGGCUGAUGGCAGAAGACUGAUACAAAGGUUUAACUUAUCGCAUCGUAUCACUGAUGUCCAAGAUUUCGUCACGCGCUGCCAGAGGAGCUGCCCCCCUUUCGUCCUCACCACGUCGAUACCGUUCAGAGAGCUGAGUGACCUGGACUCGAGCCUGGAGGAAGCGGAUUUAGCCAACGCCGUGAUAGUGCAGAGACCUCUCAACACACAGGCAGCCUUCGGACACUCCUCCUGACCCGCCCCCUGACCCAGUCUAGCUCCAUAACUCACACAAACAUACAUUUUACUGUCCUUCGAUAUUUACACUGAUUGGAAGCUCAAGGCUGCGUGUAAAUCACCCCCAUUGACUCAGCAGUGUCUCCUCCGACCUCACACUAAACAGAUAUGCAUUGUGUUAGCCUGUUAUGCUAGGGAUGUUCAAUUUUAGUCAUUUUUAAAGCCACAGUAUGCAACUUUUUUAGCUUUUUGUUAAUAAUACUUUGAGCGUGCUUGCAUUUGCACAAACCUGACUCUUAUUUAACCUGGAGGAGCGCCUUUUCCUGCUUGUUUCCAUGGAAAUGUAGUUCUUUUGGCUGUAAUAUUCCACUGUAUAGCACAAAACUCAUUUAUCUAUAUGGAGAAUGCAAUCAUGUAAUCAAGCAGGUGACAUGCCACCUCUAGAAAGUUACAUACUGUACCUUUAAAAUCAAUUUUUAUUUUUAAUUAAUUCAUUUUUGUGGAAAUUAUUUUACAACUUUCAGUAUUUUUGAGGCCAUAAAUGACAUUUUUUUCAGUGUUAUAGCUACUUUAUUUUACACUUAUCAUGGUUUUGUUUCUCCUCUUUCAUUUUUUAAUUUAUUUUUUUAUUAAUAGAACAAUUACAGAAAAAGUUAAACACCACCACCAACAACAACAACAACAACAACAACAGGAGGUAAUGACAUUUUCAACCUAAAAAAAACUUUAUUGACACGAUGAAAAGUCAAACAGACAAAAAAACUGGAGACUAUUCAUUCACAUCGCCAUAUUUAGUAUAUUUUUUAUCAGUUUUAUUCAAACUUUAAUUAAAUUUUAGGAUGUAUUUUAUUAUUUUUUUACAUAACAAGUAAUUUACCACAUCCACAAGUUCAUAUUUUUUGUAUUAUAGAUUACGGUACAUAUUCUAAUGAUCUUUCUGCGAUGGCGUCCCUACACAGUACCACGUUUAUCACAACACUCGCACAUGCAUCGCUUUGGUUCUUUUUGAGGUCAGUAUUCACCUGCCGCUAUAGAAUGAUUAAUAUAACUGGCAUUAAAAUAACAGCAAUUUUUAUUUAAUGUAUAACUACCACAGAUGCAAAAUGCAACAUAAUUUUACAUAGAAAUACACCAGCACUUCUGAAGUCUUCCCAAACUGCUUUCAACCAGAUCUGUGCACUAAAAUGAACGGGGCUAGUACGACACUGCAUCUUGUGAUCCUGUAUUAAGGAUAAGCUAUAUUUAUUACGCAUGCUGUUUUGUUUACAUACUCUGAGGAGGAACAUGUGAUGGCUUAUUUCAAAUGGCCGUUGACUGUUUGAGUAUCAUGUCAUGCUAGUAUUCUCUUGGAUUGCCUUUAUUUGGAGUUGAAUGUACCUCAAUAUAAUGUUAAGUAAGCUAGAAUAAAAAUCCUUACUUUAUGCACUAUAUGUUGUGGGAUG
Molecule: messenger RNA, 2319 nt
Organism: Periophthalmus magnuspinnatus
Lineage: Eukaryota; Metazoa; Chordata; Actinopteri; Gobiiformes; Gobiidae
Gene: ubxn2a
Product: UBX domain protein 2A
Exons: 7
Coding region: 153-896 (247 amino acids)
Biological process (GO): autophagosome assembly; proteasome-mediated ubiquitin-dependent protein catabolic process; membrane fusion
Cellular component (GO): cytosol; nucleus
Molecular function (GO): ubiquitin binding
Source: RefSeq, a predicted model, not a curated record